Messenger RNA from Varanus komodoensis (Komodo dragon), 2229 nucleotides. It is a transcript of the gene ZMPSTE24, whose product is annotated as zinc metallopeptidase STE24. Gene Ontology annotation, molecular function: metalloendopeptidase activity. The record is from RefSeq and is a predicted model, not a curated record. Gene Ontology annotation, biological process: CAAX-box protein processing. Gene Ontology annotation, cellular component: endoplasmic reticulum membrane. Lineage: Eukaryota; Metazoa; Chordata; Lepidosauria; Squamata; Varanidae. The transcript is spliced from 10 exons. The coding region runs from base 77 to 1507 and encodes 476 amino acids.
GUGUCAUCGCAGGGGGAAGCCGGCUGAGCCGUCGGGCGUGCGGCCGCUGCGGGAGAGCGGCGGACUGGGGCCGAGCAUGGCGGUGCCGUUGCUGGGCGAUCUCUGGGCCGAGGCCUCCGUGGAGAGCCGCAUUUUCUGCGCGGUGCUGCUCUUCUCCUGGGCCGUCUAUCUGUGGGAAGCGCUGCUCGCCUGGCGGCAGAGGACUGUAUACAGGACUACUACCCAUGUCCCACUGGAAUUAGGACCAAUUAUGGACUCAGAAACAUUUGAAAAAUCGCGCCUUUAUCAACUGGAUAAAAGUGCUUUCAGUUUUUGGUCAGGGUUAUACUCAGAGAUAGAGGGCACAGUGAUUCUGCUAUGUGGAGGAAUCCCUUUCCUCUGGUCUGUAUCUGGAGAUAUUUCUAAUCAUGCUGGUUUUGGGCCUGAAUAUGAGAUCGUUCAAUCACUGGUGUUCUUGCUGCUUGCUACUCUCUUCAGUGCGGUCACAGGUCUACCCUGGAGCCUGUAUAAUACUUUUGUCAUCGAGGAAAAACAUGGCUUCAACCAGCAGACUCUGGGAUUCUUUUUCAAAGAUGCAAUCAAGAAGUUCAUUGUGACUCAGUGUAUCCUUCUGCCAGUGACCUCACUUCUGCUUUACAUAAUCAAAAUAGGAGGAGACUAUUUCUUUAUCUAUGCGUGGCUUUUCACUUUAGUGGUUUCUUUGGUUCUUGUCACGAUCUAUGCAGACUACAUUGCUCCGCUGUUUGAUAAAUUCAUCCCACUCCCAGAGGGUGAGCUCAAGCAGCAGAUUGAGGUGAUGGCAAAGAAUAUUGACUUCCCCCUGACAAAAGUUUAUGUGGUGGAAGGUUCCAAGAGGUCUUCUCAUAGCAAUGCUUAUUUCUACGGCUUUUUCAAGAAUAAGCGUAUCGUGCUGUUUGACACUCUUUUGGAGGAUUAUUCUGCACUUAACAAAGAGCGCCCUGAGGAGCCUGGGUCUGAGACGCAGAUGGCGGGAGGAGAUGAAGAAGAUGCAGAGGCAAAGGCCAAAGCCAAGAAUAAGAAGCAAGGAUGCAAAAAUGAAGAAGUCUUGGCUGUGCUGGGCCACGAACUGGGUCACUGGAAACUUGGCCACACUAUUAAAAAUAUUGUGAUCAGCCAGAUGAAUUCCUUUUUGUGUUUCUUCUUAUUUGCGGUCCUGAUUGGCCGAAAGGAGCUUUUUGCAGCUUUUGGAUUCUAUGAUAGCCAACCAACCCUGAUAGGCCUGUUGAUCAUCUUUCAGUUCAUCUUCUCACCUUACAAUGAGGUUCUCUCCUUUUGUUUAACUGUAUUAAGUAGGCGAUUUGAAUUCCAAGCAGAUGCAUUUGCCAAGGAUCUUGGAAAGGCUAAAGACUUGUAUUCUGCACUGAUCAAGCUGAACAAAGAUAAUCUGGGAUUCCCCGUUUCAGACUGGUUGUUUUCAAUGUGGCAUUAUUCUCACCCUCCACUGCUAGAAAGACUUCAAGCACUGAAGGAAUCUAAGCAAGACUGAAUGAAGUAACUGUUGGCUCAGAGAAGGAGCUUUCAUCCCAAAUCAAGUUCCCACUUUAAAAAAAAAUACUCAUUUCAUUCCUGAGUAUUUCAUUCUGCGUAGCAAUAUGCGUUGUUCAUCUGAUUUGAAAUUCUGCCCUAAAAUUCUGUAUCCAACCAAUGUAAUUUGAAACAGAACUUUGUGGGGGAACAAGAUGGAGUGGAAUGUAAUGUAUAGCAUUUAUCUUGACCAGAAAACAGCUCUUGAGGGAGAGUGAUUUGUUACAACUUGAAGUGUCCAUGCUUGAAUUGUGAAAGCUUUGAAUGUGACUUUCAUACCUUUUAAGCACUUUGCCUGGGUGUUCUUAUACAGUAAACUUCUAGCUUUCCUACCUCAUUCAUGUGGUAGUGGGAAUAAGGACCUGGAAAAUUAUUUUUGCCAGUUGGGAGGCAAGGAUCCAAAACCAGCUGCCCCUACCCAGCAACCGUACACAGGUAUUGGAUUACAGUCACCAUAAUCCCCAGCCAGUACACUCAUUUGUCAUGCUGGGGGUCAGGAUAUUUAUAGUCCCAACACAUGUGCAGGGCACAAGGAUGGAGAAGGCGGAAGUAAAUCAAACUCUCUCAGUUGAAAGUGUGGGUUUUCUGCCUUAGGUCUGAGAGCAUCCCUCCAGUAAAAUGGCUUUUUAUACAGAUAAUCUGAAUGAGGACAGAUAAUAAAUUACAGCUGAUAAACACCCUUGA